This is a messenger RNA of Prosopis cineraria, 1283 nucleotides long. RefSeq lists its product as uncharacterized. Gene Ontology annotation, cellular component: ubiquitin ligase complex. The transcript has 9 exons. The coding region runs from base 252 to 932 and encodes 226 amino acids. The record is from RefSeq and is a predicted model, not a curated record. Gene Ontology annotation, biological process: positive regulation of ubiquitin-protein transferase activity; protein neddylation. Gene Ontology annotation, molecular function: ubiquitin-like protein binding; cullin family protein binding; ubiquitin conjugating enzyme binding. NCBI's taxonomy places the organism in Eukaryota, Viridiplantae, Streptophyta, Magnoliopsida, Fabales, Fabaceae.
UUUGCUGGGAGGACCAAGGCAGAAGGAAAAUGGGGGAAAGAUGAAAUGGCGCCGCUUUUAUCCUAGCAGGUGCAUUGUCAUUUCCAAAGCUAUAAAACCUCACUUAAACCUUCCAUCUUCCGAUCCUCCCUCGUCGUCUUCUCUCUCCGAAUAGGGUUUUUAUCUGUACAAUUUGGAAGGAUUCUGAUUCAGUCACCGAUUUGAGAGGUUAAACGCACCGUCUUUUCCCAGUCCUAUACCACAUUACGAAGAUGCCUCGGCCAUCAAAAAGAAAAGCCGCCCCAUCAGCUGAUGUCGAUCUUUCUGUUUCUCCCGCAUCCAAGAAAUCAAGAACCAAGCAAAUCAACAAAGUAGAUCACCUAUUUGAUAGAUACUCAAACAAGUCAAUGGAUUUGAUUGAUCCAGCAGGAAUCGAGUCCCUUUGUACAGAUUUAGGUGUGCUCCAUACAGACAUUAAAAUUCUGAUGCUUGCUUGGAAAAUGAAAUCUGAAAAGCAGGGUUAUUUUUCUAAGGAUGAGUGGCGAAGAGGCCUCAAAUGCUUAGGGGUUGACACCCUGCCUAAAUUAAAAAAAUCAGUCCUUGGGUUGGAUCAAGAGGUGAUGAAAUCAGGCUACUUUGAGGAGUUUUAUAUCUAUGCAUUUCAAUACUGCCUAACAGAGGACAUGCAAAGGAGCGUAGAUAUUGAGACCAUCUGUGAAUUGUUGAAUAUUGUUCUCGGACCCCAAUUUCCUACUCAGGUCAAUUUAUUAAUUGAGUAUCUGAAGAUACAAAAUGAUUACAGGGCUAUAAACCAGGAUCAAUGGAGUAGUUUUUACCGUUUCUUUAAGGAGGUAAGCUUUUCAGAACUUGAAAGUUAUGACUCCACGCUAGCCUGGCCAGUGAUCCUUGACACUUUUGUUGAAUGGUUAAAAGAGAGAGUAAAUAAAAGUUAAUUUCUUGCACUUGGAAUUUCCGGCCAACUUGCACUGCUGACGAGCCAGAAUCUUGUUGGAGUAAGAUUUCCAAUUGUAUAUGACUGUUCUGAUUGAUAUUUUUGCGGGUUUUUCUGCAAGAAAUUGCUAUACAGAUCCUAUGUAACAUCAACGUCAUAUAGUGCCAAAAGCUUGCCUGAAAUUUUCCAGCUGACAUUGAGAUACUAUUGUUAAACAAUUUUGCUAUUCUCUGUAACAUUUCUCCAUAAGCUUCUUGCGUGUCUGUUCAUUGACAUUCUUAUAUAAAAUUGGAAUUAGAAGCUGAGCGUGGAAGAGUAUUCAGCAAGGUUUUCUUCCAUGAGUUUCUGGUUA